AUGGAGCGGCAGGAUCUGGGCGCAUGGCUUGGCCUAGCAACAGGCGGCGGCGCCGUGUGGCACCCCCACGACGGCGAGCGGCGGCCUGACCCGGUUCGGCUCAACGCGCUGUUCCCGCGGCACGGCAAAGAAGAGCGUGAUCAAGACGAACAAAAGACGGGAGGGAAAGGUGCAAGGCGGAAGAUGAAGGUCGCCUAUGACGACGGCCGAUCGUCCUCGUCGAACGGUCCGUGUCUGAGCGAUGGCGGUGGUAGCGACUCCGGCGGGGGCAGGAGGAAGAAGCUCCGCCUCACCAAGGAGCAGUGCGCCCUGCUCGAAGGCAGCUUCCGUGCCCACAACAUACUUUCUCAUGUUAAGAAGCAGGAGCUGGCGCGGCAACUGAAGCUGAGCUCGAGGCAGGUGGAAGUAUGGUUCCAAAAUAGAAGAGCCAGAACAAAGCUGAAGCAGACGGAGGUGGACUGCGAGUUCCUGAGGCGGUGGUGCGAGAGCCUGACCGACGAGAACCAGCGGCUGAAGCACCAGCUCCUGGAGCUGCAGCGGUCCGCGGCGGCUGCGCCGGCGGCGGCCGGCUCGAAGCUCUUUGCGCAGCUCCCCAGGGCAGCGGCCAUGGUGAACUUAUGCCCGUCCUGCGACAAGGUGGCCGUGAAGAACUAGCCUCCGCAUGCAUAGUUUUGGAGGCUUCAGUUGAGUUCGUGUUAGACUAAUUGAGGGCUCUGAUAACUUUUAGUCCUUGACGAUCUUGAAUAUAUGGGGAUACCGUGGCGUUACAUGCAGCCUCAGUCAUCCUAUUUGUUUCUUUGUUCUUUCGAAAUAAUUGUACUACAAAAGGAAA
Molecule: messenger RNA, 832 nt
Organism: Hordeum vulgare subsp. vulgare (domesticated barley)
Lineage: Eukaryota; Viridiplantae; Streptophyta; Magnoliopsida; Poales; Poaceae
Product: homeobox-leucine zipper protein HOX18-like
Exons: 3
Coding region: 1-654 (217 amino acids)
Biological process (GO): regulation of DNA-templated transcription
Molecular function (GO): sequence-specific DNA binding; DNA-binding transcription factor activity, RNA polymerase II-specific
Source: RefSeq, a predicted model, not a curated record